UUCUAUGAGUCUGAUUGGUUAGAGGAGCGUUUCUCUUACUCUGAUUGGUCAACGGCGUUCACGUGCAUGAUCACGCACUCUUGUUGCCAAACUGUGGCCGUCUUCACGAGAGCAUGAAUACGCAAAGCUUUUACAGCAGUAAAAUUAUUCCAAAUCAUCCCAAUUCAUGUUUAUCGAUGUAUUUUUUAUUUGUGAUUUAUAAUCUUCAAGAGAUGAGAUUCGUAGAGACUUAGCAAGCGUUCAUUUGGCGUGAACGCACAUGUAACAUCUGUGAUUUUUUUCACAUCGAAUGACCCUCGUGUUUACUUUUUAAUGUCCUUUCGGGUGUUAUAAACAUGCAUAAGUAUCUACACGUUGUUCUUGCUUUUGUGCACGUAUUGGCGGAUUCGGAUUUUGCAAAACAUGAUGGUGCCCCUCCUUCUAAAAUAGCUGUUGUGGGGGCUGGAAUUGGAGGAACUGCUACAGCUCAUUUCCUGAGGCAGCAUUUUGGUCCAGAAGUGAGAAUUGAUGUGUUUGAGAAGGGGUCAGUUGGUGGUCGUUUGGCUACUGUCACUGUAAACCACCAAGACUAUGAGUCCGGUGGAUCAAUCAUUCAUUCCCUCAACUUGCACAUGCAGGACUUUGUCCAACAACUGGGUCUGAAAUACCGUAAGAGCGUGGCUGGGAAAACGGCAGUAUUUGGUGGAGAGGAGUUCGUUCUGGAGGAAACGGACUGGUAUCUGCUGGAUCUGUUUCACUUGUGGUGGCGCUAUGGGAUUAGCUUCAUCCGCCUGCAGAUGUGGGUGGAGGAGAUCAUGGAGAAGUUCAUGAGAAUCUAUAAAUACCAGGCCCAUGGCUAUGCCUUCAGUUCAGUAGAGGAGCUGCUGCACUCUCUGGGGGGUUCAGGAUUUAUCAACAUGACCCGACGCUCUCUUUCUGAGUCUUUGUUAGAACUGGGCGUUUCCCAGCGCUUUAUAGAUGAAGUCAUAGCCCCAAUCAUGAGGGUCAACUAUGGCCAGAACAUCAGCAUCCCAGCAUUUGUAGGUGCUGUGUCUCUGGCUGGUGCACAGGCCAAUCUUUGGGCUGUGGAGGGAGGGAACAAGUUGGUUUGUUCAGGUCUGCUUAAACUAGCAAAGGCAAAUCUCAUCCAGAGUCAGGUUACAACCAUUGCCCUCCAGUCAAUAGGAGAUUACCACCAAUAUGAGCUCACCUACACCUCUCAAAAUGAAAGGACAUCAGAGCUCUACGACAUCGUAGUAGUAGCGACGCCUCUCCAGCAUAAUGUGAAUUCGGGCAUCUCAUUCCAGGGCUUUGAGCCUCAGCUACCAGAAAUGGUGGGCUCCUACCACCAAACUGUUGCCUCCAUCGUCCAUGGCUACCUGAAUUGCACUUACUUUGGCUUCCCCGACCCUAAGCUUUUUCCAUUUGCCAGCAUACUUACCACAGACACUCCUGGACUCUUCUUCAACAGUGCUGCUAGUGUUUGUCCGGUCAAUAUAACCUCUGGUUUUCGCCGCAAACAGCCUCAGGAAGCUGGAGUAUACAAGGUCUUUUCUCCAAAACCUCUAGAGAAGAAUGAGCUGAAAACCCUUUUUAAGUCCUACUAUUCAGUGCAGGUCACAGACUGGUUGGCGUACCCUCACUACGGAAGCACCCAAGGUUUGCCACCAGUGGUACUGCAUGAAAGCUUGUACUACCUUAAUGGCAUUGAAUGGGCUGGGAGUGCUAUGGAGAUGAGCUCUGUGGCUGCUAAGAACAUAGCGCUGUUGGCCUACCACCGCUGGAAUAGACAAUUGGAAAUGAUUGACCAAAAAGAUCUCAUGCACAAAGUGAAGGCAGAACUGUGACAGACCCAUUCUACAAUGAUAUAGGGACAUGACAUAUUGUCAAAUCUAUGUAAUGUUCUGGCCUGAUUCUGGAUCUGUCUGACAGUAGCAAAUUGUAAAGAGACCUAAUCAACCACUGGUUACUUCAGACAUACCUCUCAAUCUACACUAGGUCCAUUGAGUAAAACCAUUUGAAACAAAAACAUGUCUCCAUCUGUGAUUCCACUCCACAUAAAUACUUGGUACACUGCAAAAAUAAUU
Myxocyprinus asiaticus (Chinese sucker) is the source of this 2066-nucleotide messenger RNA. Its product is annotated as prenylcysteine oxidase-like. Lineage: Eukaryota; Metazoa; Chordata; Actinopteri; Cypriniformes; Catostomidae. Gene Ontology annotation, molecular function: prenylcysteine oxidase activity. The transcript has 6 exons. Gene Ontology annotation, biological process: prenylated protein catabolic process; prenylcysteine catabolic process. Bases 336 to 1826 code for a protein of 496 amino acids. The record is from RefSeq and is a predicted model, not a curated record.